AGACUAGUUCAGCUUGUUGUACAACUUUCGUUGGCCCAGUUAGCUUGUUUACAGUUGAUACUUUGCAUGAAUCUGGCGAAAGGUUGUGUUGAGCUCAACAGCCAAUCGAAGUGCACCUCUAAUGCGAGUGGCCUUUCGGUUUCGUUUUCAUUGAACAAACAAGGUGCAACCAGAGCCCGUCUACGGAUAUUAUUAGACAUUCUCUGGUGCAACUAAAGACCACUGUGUGUAACUAGCCUACCCCAAACAAGAGCCCGAAACGGACAACCUGGAGAAACGUUGGAAAAACAUCUGGUGAAAAUGGCUAUGAACGGUCGUGAUUCACAAGGAGAUCAUAGGUCUAUGGAAUGUGAUGUACCAGGAAGCAAUAUGGAAAUACCAUCACUGAUCUUGCUAAUUCAACAUUCAUUAUCUUAAAAGCCUCCCACAGGUCCACCUAAGUCAGGUGCAGUAGGGCCUCCAAACCAGGGCACUUACAUUCACCAUGAGCAACAAUCACAAAUGCAACAAGACAUGUCUUCCCAAGCUGAUGGAGAAGCAGCGCCACACAGAGAGCUGUUCCCCACUACAGGAUCUUCAUCUGGUGUUGUAGACCCAGCAGGAACACAGGCACACAAUCACAGUGAUACUCCCCAAAGUUCUACGAAAUCUGAGGAUGUUCCCAAACAUUUAGCUGCUAUAACUAAGCAGCCUUCAAAAACCCCAUCAUCACCCUAUACAUCACAUCAACACUUUGGACAAUCCAGUAGAGAUAGCCCGCAACAGGCCCCCUUGACCCAAGGAAAUUCCAGUCAUCCUUCCACAUAUAGAGAAACAACAAGUUCAGUCCCAAAGAAAUUCACUGAGCCUCCAGGAAUGACAACAAAUACCCUGGAACAAAUACCAAGAGCACAAGAACAGUAUGGCCAGAUGUCACAACAGAGUCCCUUUGGCCAAGGUUCCCAAGAUCAGGAUGAAAUGAAACCAUCAGAGGAUCUGAUGCAGCAGUCUCCCCCCCAAGAUGUUGCAGCGGUCCUUGUGCAAAUAAAAUGCAAACUAAAAGAACGGCCACAAAAAUGGCAAAUGAGUUUACAGAAGGCCCUCCAGACAUUUUGCAGUAAACUUCCUGGGAAUGUUGAGAUUUGCCGCCUACACAUUUUGGACACCAUUUCAGACCCAUUGUCAGCAAAGAUUAUCGUAAAUUCUUCAUCAGCCUGUGAAAUGCUGUUAACCGAAAAGACAGUAACACUAAAGCUAAAGGACAUAAAUGAAGAAGCUACGGUGAACUUCAAAACUGAAGUACCAGUAGAUGAGCCAAUAGAUGAGCCUUCUCCAGUGCCAGCCUUCCGCACAAAAUAUGCAAAGUCUGGGGAAAAAGCACGAGAGAUCCCAAUAACAGUGAGUGCGGUUGUGGAUGUCAAGAAGUAUGACCCUCAUCUUGCUAAUAAACUCCUGAGGAAAUUCAAACAACACAUUACACAGGAUAGUAUUCUCACUGUGAGCGGGACCUUUGAAAAGGUGGAAGAAUUUUACAAGGAAUUCCGUCAAGUUGUUGGACAGCCAAUAACAAGUAAUACCCACACUGUGUCUGAACACACCAACCCCGACCAGAUGGAGACCAGUAGAGAGAUUAGUAGCGAGACUUUGAGGGUGCCACUGUAUCAGUAUUGGUACUUGAAUCACAUGCACAGGAAGGAAAUAGAAAGUAUUGAAGAGAAACAUGGAGUGACGAUCAAAGCUGAUGUGUGUGUUUCAGUUGAAGAGACUACUGGAGCCAACAGCAAGUCAGUCACAAAUGCCUCUCAGGAAUUUCAAGAAAUGUUCCUGAAAUGCGCUGCUGAUAUUGUUAGUGUCCCAGUACCAAGUGUGGUUGCUUUGGUAAAGGAGAUUCAGAGCUUGGAUGACAAACUCAUGCUUAAUACCUCUGCCCAGAACGGGAAACUAGUAGGGCCACGUAAUCAUGUAGCCAUAGCACAGAGAGAGUUGAAUCUGAUAGAUUACAAGGAUGAUCCAAGAUCAAAGAGAUCUGAGAGUGCAUGGCAGGACACAGCUCAAAACAUGAAUCUCCGUGAGAGAUGGGAUGCACCCAAAGUAAUUGAGAUGAACAUCAAGGACCCUCUAUUAUCCAAAGGGCUGCACAUUACGAAUGGCUGUUUGGAGCUCAUGAAGAAAGCUUUCAAGAAGCAAAUUAAAGAUCUUGAGAAUAAAUUUGGUGUUGACUUCCAGGAAAAGAAGACCGAUGAAGAUGUAACUAUCACAGCUCAGACCAGGGGGAAUCAAAUAGUCAAUCUGGAAAUGAAUGCCCUCAGGGCACUGAUGUCUCUUUAUCAAAAAGCUCUCACGACAACUAUGUACUGUCCUUUGCAAAACGCAUCUCACAACCAAACAGAGAUGGUAAAGAAGCAUCUCAGCGACAUCCGGGAACAAAAUUCAUCUCUUGUUGUUGCAGAUGGAUUUGAGAGUGGAGUCUGGAUGAUGAUUGGCCUUCCAGAUCAUCUACGUUUUGCAGUAAGUGAAAUCGAGAAGAGGCUACCUGGACCUAUCUUUGAUGAAAAACACAAGGACAUAAUUGGAUAUGAGCGAGGUAUCGAGUUUUUGAGACCGUAUGUUGAUGGCUUAGCAUGGGAAGCUGUGAAAGAGAAUGAAGAAAUGGAGUGGGAACAUGGAGCAGCAGGUGGGGAAGGAGUUUAUGAGAAAAUGGGAGAGCAAGGAGGAGCAGGAUGGAAAGCAAAUAGGGGAUUUGAGGGUGGUGCAGAAGGAUAUGGAUCAUCAGUGUAUGGAGCCACCAGUACUGGUCUAUAUGGAGAAGAGGAACGAAAACUAGGAUCACCUGGGCGGAAGGCAGCAAAUGGAUAUGAAGGACAAGAACAGAGGGAGACAGGUUCAAGAGAAGGACCAAAUGGUAAUCACAAAGGACUAUCUGGAGGAAAAGAUGGAAGUGGACCCUCAGAGGACGAGACCUGCCCUAUCUGUAUGGACGAGUUUACCGACAAAGAGAAGCUGUCGUGUGGCCAUGCUUUCUGUAAGGACUGCCUAAGACAGUCAGUGGAAAGCAUGGGUGCCAGCUGCCCGGUGUGUAAGAAGGUGUUUGGAAAGAUUGUGGGAGACCAGCCAAAUGGAACGAUGACACACUAUACACAGAGUCUAUCCCUUCCUGGGUUUAAACGAUGUGGCAGCAUAGUAAUUAACUAUCAAAUUCCCAGUGGCAUUCAGUCGAACAAACAUCCCAAGCCAGGUAAACCAUUCCUAGGUACACAUAGAACAGCUUACUUGCCAGACAACAGGGAAGGGAGGGAGGUACUGGCACUCCUGAAGAAGGCCUUUGACCAGAGGUUGAUAUUUACAGUGGGCACCUCACGCACCAGUGGCACGGAUGACUGUGUGACCUGGAACGACGUCCAUCAUAAAACCAACAUCCAUGGAGGAGCACAAAGUUUUGGCUACCCGGAUGAUGACUACCUGAAGAGAGUGCGAGAUGAACUCAAAGCCAAAGGCAUCGAGUGAAGAAGCUGCCAUAUUAAAGGCUUAGAUUCAGACAGCAAGGGUGGAUGUCUGUGAUAGUAUCCAAGUAUUUAGUCUUCUGACCUUUCUGUUCUUAAGAUUACUUACAUAUUUGAUUAAUAUCGGGCUGUUUGAAUUGUGUGUGAUCAUAGCAAUGUUGGGAACUAGCAGGGAAAUCUCAAAAGUUUAUUCUACUGAAAAUGUCUUGGUUUUUCUCGCUGGUUUUUCCCCCUAAUAUCUUGUGAUGGAGUAUUAUAUAUAUUGGGGUCUUCAAAUCAACUAAAAUUAUUUUUUUUUUAAAACCAUUGUAUGGAACUUACAUUAAUUUGUUUAAAACAUUUUUAAUGCCUCAGAGGAGGGAAAAUAUAGUUGAAAAUGUUUGUUGCCAUUAUGAAUAAUAAAAAUACAACUGCCAGUUUGGAAUA
Molecule: messenger RNA, 3905 nt
Organism: Alosa alosa (allis shad)
Lineage: Eukaryota; Metazoa; Chordata; Actinopteri; Clupeiformes; Clupeidae
Product: protein deltex-like
Exons: 12
Coding region: 502-3483 (993 amino acids)
Biological process (GO): protein ubiquitination; Notch signaling pathway
Source: RefSeq, a predicted model, not a curated record